CACAGAGACACACACACAGAGAGAGGGGGGGAAAUGAAUAAUGUUGAUCGAACUUGUCCCCAAUCUUGAAUAUUGACUUUGUCUUCCAUAUCUCCCCUUUCCUCUUUCAUUCUUUCUCUUUUCCUCCUUCAUUCUUGGUGAUCUUUCCCUUCCUCCACCCAACCCAUGUAUAUUUAGAGCACUUCUCUCUCUCUCUCUCCUCGAUGAUUACAUAAAAGCCACUCUGUGGGAUAUAAAAUAUUGCAAGCAAGCAUGGCCGGCGGAGGAGAAGGAGGAGCAACCACCGCUGCGGCGGCAUCAACCGGUACCACUCGGUCUCUUCAAGAAACACCCACCUGGGCUUUGGCUACAGUUUGCUUCAUAUUCAUCUUCGGUGGACUUCUCAUUGAGUACCUCAUCCAUCGACUAACUCAUUUGCUAAAGCAUCGUCGAAAGAAUGCCUUGUAUGAAGCAGUAGAGAGGCUAAAGUCAGUUUUGAUGCUCUUGGGGUUUCUCUCCUUGCUACUAGCUGUAACUCAAAGGCCCAUUUCCAAAAUCUGCAUACCAAACAGGCUCGCGAAUUCCAUGCUUCCGUGCCGUAAAACGGUGCAAACUAAAACAACGAAAGCUCUGGGAUAUUAUUCAUAUGACCAUGUUAGGGCAGCAUAUGAUCAAACUGAUAUUUCACAUUGGGAGAGACGAUUGGCGGAAGACGACUCUUCUUCCUCCUCGGAUGAUUGUGGUGAGGGGAAGACCUCUCUAAUGUCAGCUCAAGGGAUGAAUCAGCUGAGCAUCUUCAUCUUCGUCAUAGCAGUCAUGCAAGUUGUGUACAGUGGCGUUACCAUGGGAUUAGGAAGAGCAAAGAUGAGGCGAUGGAAAGCUUGGGAGAAAGAAACACAAACAGUUGAAUACCAGGCAGCUAAUGAUCCAAAUCGAUUCAGACUCACAAGACAAACGACCUUUGGGAGGCGACAUAUGAACAACUGGACAACGACACCGGUUGUUCUUUGGAUUAAAUGUUUCUUCAGGCAAUUUUUCCAUUCAGUUGCCAAAGUUGACUAUUUCACGUUGCGCCAUGGCUUCAUCGCUGCUCAUUUGUCGACAAACAACACGUUCAACUUCCAAAAAUACAUACGACGGUCGUUAGAAGAUGAUUUUAAAGUUGUUGUCGGCGUCAGCCCUUCCAUGUGGUUUCUGGUUGUUAUAUUCUUGCUCGUGGAUGUAUAUGGUUGGCACGUAUACCUGUGGGUGUCGUUCCUUCCACUCAUUACGGUGCUGUUUAUCGGAACCAAACUUGAAGUAAUCGUCGCGAAAAUGGCGCUUCAAUUGAGAGAUCACAACAGUGUCAUCAAAGGAACUCCCGUGGUCCAACCCAACGACAACCUCUUCUGGUUCGGACAUCCAGAAUACGUCUUGACACUCAUUCAUUACAUUCUAUUCACGAAUGCAUUUGAGCUUGCCUUUUUCAUUUUUGUGACGCUGCAAUAUGGGUUUCAUUCUUGUUACCAUGAGCGGGUGGAGAUCGUUAUCAUUAGGGUGGUAUUAGCGGUGACGGUUCAAGUCCUUUGCAGUUAUAUUACUCUUCCCCUGUAUGCCCUUGUAACCCAGAUGGGAACGCAUUUCAAGAGCGCAGUGCUAGAAGACCAAACUGCGCACGUGAUAAGGCAAUGGCACGCGGGGGUGAGGGACAAGAGGAAGAAAGAACGAGCCGGUUCAAAAUCACCACGGCGAGAUCGGGAGGAUUCCGUAUGGAGCAAUACUAACAGCCGUACGAAUUCACCGGAGAGCUCUUCUCAUUAUCGAACGCCAACUCCGACCGAAUUCGCCUCCCGUCGACUCACCCGAGACGAUGGUGAAAUUGUCGAGGAGGAGCAGAGCCCGGCUGAGCUUUCUUUUGCAGACGAGGUGCGGAUAGAACUCCCCGGAGAUAUGAGAAAAAGCGCAAUUGCGUGAAAAUACUGUAGUAUAGAAAGAAUGGAAAAAAAAUACAAAGAUUUGGCAAUGAGAUAUUGAUUACUCCUUUCAUCUCAAUUUGUUUUUCCGUGCGACUUUUUAGGAGGAUCGGCAAUUUGAAACGGAUAGAGUAACUGAAUGGCAUUGGCCAAUUAUUUGUCAACUGCAUUCAUUUGUACACUUGUUAUUUUUAAGGAAAAAAAAUCGAAAUGAUCCUUGUAGUUUA
Messenger RNA from Rhododendron vialii, 2158 nucleotides. Its product is annotated as MLO-like protein 3. The transcript has 15 exons. Lineage: Eukaryota; Viridiplantae; Streptophyta; Magnoliopsida; Ericales; Ericaceae. Gene Ontology annotation, biological process: defense response. The record is from RefSeq and is a predicted model, not a curated record. Bases 253 to 1932 code for a protein of 559 amino acids. Gene Ontology annotation, cellular component: membrane.